This is a messenger RNA of Mytilus trossulus (common blue mussel), 1032 nucleotides long. RefSeq lists its product as uncharacterized. The transcript is spliced from 9 exons. The record is from RefSeq and is a predicted model, not a curated record. Lineage: Eukaryota; Metazoa; Mollusca; Bivalvia; Mytilida; Mytilidae. Bases 1 to 1032 code for a protein of 343 amino acids.
AUGGAUAAUUGGAUGACAUUACAGAUGAAUAAAAUGACAGAUGAAUUGAAAGCGGAAAUAAGAAAAGAAAACAUGGAAUUGAAAGUAUUGUUUAACAGCUUUAAGGUGGAGGAAUUGAAAGCAGAAGUAACGAAAGGGAACAUGGAAUUGAGAGCAAUGAUUACAGAUCUUAUAAACGCAAAUGUUAGAUCUGAGAGCAGCGGGCAAAAAAACACACAGAGGGCUUAUACGACAUCAGAUAAGGAGGAAGAUAGUCAAUACAUGCAUUACCAAGGAAACACUGAAGACGAACAAAGUGUUAAGAAUGAUUCUGAACAAGACAGCAGUGAUCAUAGUGAUAUUCAUGAAGAGGAAGCUAAGGAUGAUACGAUUGAGAUCGAUGACGUAGAAAUAGAAAAGGAACAAAAACUGACAGACGGAGCAGAUAAUAUCGAAGAGAUGUCACACACUCAGAUAGUAGGUCCUACUGAGCAGAAUAAAAGAUAUGAAGAAGACUUUACAGAUGAUAACGAUGAAAGUAAAAUUUCAUUGGAAACCUGUAAACUUCACUACCUGACCUGUAGAGAACAACUUUAUGAAAUAAUUAACUGCCAAGACAUUUCAUGUAAACGUGACAACCAUUCCAGACAUCAUGAUUUUAUAGCCAAUCCCUUGAGUAUUUACAAACGGGAGAGAGUGACGGUCGGCUUUGGAAUGAAUGUGAUCAAGCAGAGGGCCAUGGAGUAUGUACAUGAUAAGUUGUUCAACGAUAUUCUGUGUAAUACAGGACGAGAUCCAAAACAUCCAUACACUAAACCAGGACAUGCCACGAUUUCUGGAAUGAACAACAAACAAUUGAACCAAACAUUUAACGUAUACAGAUUAGCUUCCCAAUAUCUCACUUAUGUGCUUGUCAAGGAAAUGAUAAUAGGAAUUGCCAUUGCCACAAACGACUCAUCUUACAAGAUAAUCAAUUCCAUCUGCCAGGACACUGAACAAAAUUUGACAACUGAAAAUAGAAAGCGAAGAAAACUGAGCGUAUACAAUGAAUGA